UCCCGGCGUACUGUAGCCGAUUAAAUCGCGCGCGCCGGCCGGGGAUGUCCAUCGUCAGCUAUAACGGCCCAGAUGAAUGAUCCGAAGGCCACAUUUAAGUCUCCUCUUGACCGGCGAGGCCGUUGCUUCUCCGGACUGCCCGGCCGGCCGCCCGGUCCACGUCGGGAAUAAUCCGAAAGCGCACGCGCACGUACGCCUCCAUCACUCACGGGCAAUCAAAUCGCCAUGUGACUUGCUGACGCGACGCGACGCGACACCAUCGGAACCUUCACCGUACGUACCUCCCGGUGAAGCAUCCAUGAAGCUCGCCGGCCGUUCGUGGGCAGUAUAAAUCGCGGCGCAUGCCACGAGGAACCCCGUCAAAGCAGUUAGCUCAGGCCCACCACCACCGGUAACGUAGCCAGGCACGUAGCUCGUCUGGGCAGUGCACUCAUGGCGGCCUCGCUGGGACUUACCAGCCAUGAAGAAGCCUGCUACUCUGCCCACCCGGCCGGCUCCUCCCUGUACAACUUCCAAGACGGCGAACCCUUCGGGGCGGCGGCCGACGGUGCCGCGGCGCUGAGCUUCCAGGAGCUCGUGGACGCCGCUCGACCCUCCGACUACGCGCCGCUUCCGGCGUUCGGCGCCGCUGGAGGCGAGGCGAUGAGCAUGUACGAGCGGAGCGUCGUCUUCCCUAUGACGACGUCCUCGUACUACUGCGACGGCGCCGGGAUGUUCGACGACGACGCGGCGGCGAGGGGGAGAGGGGGAGGGGUCGGUGCUAUGGCAGGGCGGCCGUCGGGGAGGAUCGGGUUCCGGACCCGGUCGGAGGUGGAGGUGAUGGACGACGGGUUCCGGUGGAGGAAGUACGGCAAGAAGGCGGUGAAGAGCAGCCCCAACCUGCGGAACUACUACCGCUGCUCCGCCGACGGGUGCGGGGUGAAGAAGCGGGUCGAGCGGGACCGCGACGACCCGCGCUACGUCCUCACCACCUACGACGGCGUCCACAACCACGUCGCCCCCGGCGGCGGCACGCCGUCGCGGGCGGCGCCGGCGUACUCGGCGCCGGCCGCGCCAGCUUGGACCUGGAGCGAGCUGCAUGCGGCGGCGGCGGCGGCGGCUCACUCCUCGGAGUCCUACUGAACUGAGCUAGCUAGUGCAUGCCUACUGAUCCACCAGUACGUAGCUGGUUCCCUUAGUUUUAUGAUCGAUUACGGUUCAGAAAUCUCACGGAUGCAUGUAGUAUACGGUUCGUGGCCUUGAUGGUGGUGGUGUGCCGUCACCGAAUAAUUCGGUCGCUUCCACUGCCAUUGUGCACGGUGGAGACGCCGAUCGACGGCAUAUGCAUCACCGAUCUGUAGAAAGAAAAUAAAUUGGUGCACGAACAUAGCCUCAAAAGAGAAAAAUGGAGCACGAAACAGAUUAACAAAUGCAUGUACAUACGGCAAUCAUUCCUCGGCAAGUUGGUAGGCUCCACAAUGCGAGUCCGUCCAUUCUUUCUGAAACCGUUAAGGGCCUGUUUGGAGAGAAGUAACACCUUCACCUAGUUUCGUUGCCUACAUACCCUUUAGGUUGCAUGGAUGUAAUGGAAGGUAUGUUGUUCGAUUGUUCGUUUGUCUAAACGCAAACACAAGACAUUGAUGUUUGGUUGCAUGCAUUGCAUGAUGUCUGGUAA
Hordeum vulgare subsp. vulgare (domesticated barley) is the source of this 1654-nucleotide messenger RNA. Its product is annotated as probable WRKY transcription factor 56. Gene Ontology annotation, molecular function: DNA-binding transcription factor activity; sequence-specific DNA binding. The record is from RefSeq and is a predicted model, not a curated record. Lineage: Eukaryota; Viridiplantae; Streptophyta; Magnoliopsida; Poales; Poaceae. The transcript has a single exon. The coding region runs from base 433 to 1122 and encodes 229 amino acids. Gene Ontology annotation, biological process: regulation of DNA-templated transcription.